GGUAUAAAUACAAGUCGAACCUAUCCUCAGGCACAAGCUUCACUUGAGCAUUUCAUGAUAAAUCCAUCUACCUUAACCUCUCAAUUUACUACGAUGCAACACCUCAAUAACCGGGCAGAAAAUCAGCUGGGCAGUACAGUAGCGUGUGAGCUGGAUAACUUUGGGAAAGGAGCCUGGGUGAAUCAGGCCUACAGUGGCUCUCCUGCACCCAUCAGACGCCCCAUCAGCACCAUCUACGACCCUCAGCCCAUGUUUCACAGUUCUUUGGAGAACAUGAACCAACUGAAUCUGCCUAAUCCCUAUUUGGCUGAGGAUAAAGUGCGAACCCACCCCACUGAGGAGAAGAAGUCUGGAUGCUGCUCCUUUUUCUUGAAAGCCAUCAAAGGACUGUGGGGAACAGCUCUAAGAAAAGACACAAAGGAGAAUCCUGAGCUCAAUGUCAAAGCAAAUCUCAAAGAACUGCUCAUCUACAUUGUUUUCCUAGUGGAUUUGUGUCUGUUGACCUAUGGCAUGACCAGCAGCGCCACCUACUAUUAUACAAAAGCUAUGACCGAUCUAUUUGUGAACUUACCGGGUGGCAGCGGAAUCAGCUUUUCCUCCAUUGGCAGCGUGAAUGAUGUCUGGACGUACAUGGAGGGCCCAUUACUUGACAGCCUGUACUGGACUAAGUGGUAUAAUGAUGAGCCUCUUCAGAACGAAAAUCAGUCCUUUAUUUACUAUGAGAAUUUGUUGUUAGGAGUCCCCCGUAUUCGACAGCUCAAAGUGAAGAGCAACUCCUGCAAGGUGCACAAAGACUUUCAGCAGGAGAUCUCCGAGUGUUUUGAUGUGUACAAAGACAAGAAGGAGGAUGACAGCAUGUUUGGACUGAUCAACGGAACAGCCUGGCAGUACCACUCAGAAAAGGAGAUCAAAGGGUCAAGUCACUGGGGGUUACUGACCACAUACAGCGGAGCAGGAUAUUACCAAGACCUGGCAAAGACCAAAGAAGAGAGUACUGCUAUUCUGAAGGACCUCAAAGACAACCUGUGGCUUGAUCGUGGAACUCGAGUUCUUUUCAUUGACUUCACGGCAUACAAUGCCAACAUCAAUCUCUUCUGUGUUGUAAGACUGGUGGUUGAAUUUCCAGCUACCGGUGGAGCAAUUCCAUCCUACCAGAUCCGCACUGUAAAGCUGAUUCGUUACGUCACCACCUGGGAUUUCUUCAUCAUCGGCUGCGAGAUACUGUUCUGUGUCUUCAUACUCUAUUACAUUGUGGAGGAGAUUCUGGAAUUCCGAAUCCACAAACUGUCCCAUUUCAACAGCAUCUGGAACAUUCUAGAUUUAGUGGUGAUACUGCUUGCUGUGGUGGCGAUAAUCUUCAGUGCCUUUCGGACCAUCAAAGUGGAUGAGUUACUUGGAAACCUUCUGAAACAACCUGACAUCUAUGCUGAUUUUGAAUUUCUUGCAUUUUGGCAAACCCAGUACAACAAUAUGAAUGCAGUAAAUUUGUUUUUUGCUUGGAUUAAGAUCUUCAAGUACAUCAGUUUCAAUAAGACGAUGACCCAGCUUACGUCAACCCUGGCUCGGUGUGCAUUAGACAUCUUUGGAUUUGCCAUUAUGUUCUUCAUUGUGUUCUUUGCAUAUGCUCAGUUGGGUUACCUGCUCUUUGGAAUGGAAGUAGAAACAUUCAGCACAUUUAACAAGUGCAUUUUCACACAGUUUCGAAUCAUCCUUGGAGACUUCAAUUAUGACGCCAUUGACAGGGCAAACAGAGUACUUGGACCAAUAUACUUUUUCUCCUAUGUGUUCUUUGUCUUCUUUGUGUUACUGAACAUGUUUCUGGCCAUCAUCAAUGACACAUACUCUGAAGUGAAGUCAGAACUCGCUUCUCAGAAAGAUGAGUUCCAGAUUUCAGAUCUCAUCAAACAGAGUUAUGCAAAGACCUUCAUGAAACUGAAACUUAAAAAGGAAAAGAUCUCUGAUGUUCAGAAAGCCCUGGAUGGAGGCUCGAGUGAGCUGGAGUUCAAAGAUUUCAGGGAUGCUUUGAAAGGAAUGGGUCAUGCUGACCAUGAGAUAUCAGCAGCUUUCUCCAGAUUUGACCAAGAUGGGAACCAGACUUUGGACAAGCAGGAGCAGGAGAAAAUGAAACAAGAGCUGGAGGAAAAAAGGGAUGCACUCAAUGCAGAGCUUCGUAAUCUUGAAAACAGUGUUGAACCCACAGAGGACCACAGAAACAAAGUUCCUCUGGAGGACUUUCAGAGGCUUGUUCACAAAGUUGCUCAGCUUGAAAAUGCUGUGACCACUAUAAUGUCCAAACUGGAUGCUGUUAUGGAGAAAAUGAGACUUCAGACAUUCAACACAGAAAACAGAGACAUGGAUAAGCAGACGGCUAGAGAUGAUGAAUCAAGACCGGCUUCAGGAGGGAAUAUUCAGGUAAACCUGGAAAGAGUCUUAGCUCAGGGACCACCAUCCUGGUCAUUAGGUGGUCCGAUGGGGAAUAUGAGGAAUCGUUUGCACCCAGAUGUAGGAUGGCCAGUCGUCUCCGAGAACAGUAGUUCUGCACGCCACUGAUUCAUCAAAACCUGAGUUUAAAACUGACUAAUAUAUAUAAGCUUAACCUAAGCCCGGUCUGUGGAUAUAGACUCAGAAUGUGACCGUAAAGAGGAAGGUAUUACUGUAGAAUAGAUGUAGCACUCUGUUACCAAUGGCACAGAAAUCUGCUUGUGUCUCUUCUCCAUACUGACUGUUUAACAUGUGCAGUUACUGUGGCAUUUAUAGGAGGGAAUAAGAGGUGAUAUGAUUGUCAGUCUGAUUAUAUUUGUCUUUAAGGCUUGAUUAAUGUUUCAGCACAGUGUAAUUAAUGUAUUGUGGUGUGUUAAAUACAUUCCCUCUAGUUUCUGGGAAUUUUUCAACUAUAUCAAGCCACAAACUAUUCUUCUGACCUUCCUCCCUGUUGAAGAACUUUCAUGAUUACUAUUAGUUCUUGUGAAACAACUUCUGUACAAAUAAGAUAAGUGGGAAUUAUUAAUUAAACCCUGCAUAAUGUAAUCUCAAAACGUUAUUUCCAAUUAUAUAUGGAAACUUCACUGAGCUAAAAUUAGUGAGAAGAGUCGAUGCAUUUGACAAAUUAUGAAAACAGUCAAAGUUCAAUGUGUAUUAUUAGUUUAUGGAACAUUAUUAUAUACUUUGAGGCAUUUUCCUUAAUCUCCUUCUUUACUUUGAUAUGAACUUCUUGUAAAUGUUGUAUUUUAUAGUGAGAAGCAUAUCAGUGUAUACUCAAACUACUUUAGUUUAUACACUAAUGUUGAAACAAUAUUGCUAGUAUAUACAAAAAGAUAUUUAUAUAUUUAUCUUUCUCUUCUUUUCUGAUUCAAAUAAAUUAAAAUUGCAAAACAAAUGGUUUCAUCAUUUACUAUGUUAAACCAGACCAUACAUUUGUUUGUUUGUUUUUUUAAAAAGAAAAAAAAAAAUUCUUGUCCAAUGGUUCAUUUAUUGAGACUCAUUUAGACUAAAAAGAAAACUUGAAAUGCUAAAUUGUAUUCAAACAUUUCUGCCUUUUACAUUCAAUGCUUUGAGCAACCUCAAUAUUAUGGUUUGAAACAUGCAAUUCCUUAACAUCCCCAAGGGAAAAAAAAAAAAAAAAAAAAAAAAAAUCCAAACCUUAUCUCUGGCUACUCAAAAAUGGCACGCAUAUUUGUUAAAACAGCAAAAGGACAAAUUUACAGUAGGCUCUAAAAUAAAUCAUACAGCUCUCUACGAGGGUCUCAAAGUGUUCAACUGAAAUUUGUGUGGGACUGAGCAAAAAUUAAGGCUUGCUUGUAACUGUCAGUCACACAUGUAACGUUUGUCUAACAUACGCUGCAUUAGUUCUGCAAAAGUCUGUCAAGUAGAGCGCAUGCUUUGAAACCCUUAUUCCAGGCCAAGAUAUCAAAAGAUAUUUACAGGUAUGGCCAUCAUGACCCUUUCUCCAUAGUGAAUGGGAGAGAUUUCACUGUCUGUAAAUUGGAGUAAAAAGAUACACUAUACACACCGUAUCAAAGAGCUCUAGAAUCGGAGGAGAACAAGGGAGCUAAUGUGGAUUAAAUAUACACCACUGCACAUAGAAAUUCAUUUACACGUCAACAUUUACAAGACACAGGUUCAAUGAACCCCCAAAAAGUGCCUUUACUUACAUUUGUUUGCCAAGUCAGAAUGCAGAAUGAAAGUUUUUUUGUUGCCAUUUGUUGUGUUUUUGUACAAAAUUCAAAGUCCAUACUGCAAUGAACAAGCAAACGCAUGAUCAGUUUAGGAAGAGAGAAAAAAAAUGAAAAUACUUAGUUCAAAAAACCAUUUACACCACGGGUUUUCUGCAAUGUACCUGUGAAGUUCCUGAAGCUGGGAUUUAAGGGAAAAUCAGCAGUUUUCCUCAAGAUAUGCAGUAAAAAAAAAAAUGGUGGGGAUACAAGAGAUA
This is a messenger RNA of Ctenopharyngodon idella (grass carp), 4429 nucleotides long. It is a transcript of the gene pkd2l1, whose product is annotated as polycystic kidney disease 2-like 1. Gene Ontology annotation, cellular component: membrane. Gene Ontology annotation, molecular function: calcium-activated potassium channel activity; calcium ion binding; muscle alpha-actinin binding. Bases 55 to 2550 code for a protein of 831 amino acids. Gene Ontology annotation, biological process: detection of mechanical stimulus; potassium ion transmembrane transport. Lineage: Eukaryota; Metazoa; Chordata; Actinopteri; Cypriniformes; Xenocyprididae. The transcript has 15 exons. The record is from RefSeq and is a predicted model, not a curated record.